Colletotrichum navitas is the source of this 2171-nucleotide messenger RNA. RefSeq lists its product as uncharacterized. The transcript is spliced from 6 exons. Gene Ontology annotation, cellular component: membrane. The record is from RefSeq and is a predicted model, not a curated record. Bases 1 to 1836 code for a protein of 611 amino acids. Gene Ontology annotation, molecular function: carbohydrate:proton symporter activity. Gene Ontology annotation, biological process: transmembrane transport; carbohydrate transport. NCBI's taxonomy places the organism in Eukaryota, Fungi, Ascomycota, Sordariomycetes, Glomerellales, Glomerellaceae.
AUGUCUUUCGGUCAACGUCGAGUCGCCAGUCGACGCGGUAAACUCGAAACAGGAACGAAAGUUGCAUCUUCUGCAUGGUUUUCUGGGUUGGGUUUCUACCCCAAACGCCAGGGUCUGAGGCUGGCACAAGUACCUAGCCGUGUUACCAUGCCAGUGUACACUACUAGGCCAAGCAUAGUCUCCGAGAUGGGCAAGCUUAAUUACUUCGGCCUUCGAGGCAAGAGCCUUAACUGGGCCAUCAGUAUCAUCGCAGGAUGUGACUUCUUGCUUUUCGGAUAUGACCAGGGUGUCACCGGUGGUAUCCUCACCCUCCCCGCCUUCCAAUCUCAGUUCCCUACCAUCGACUCAGAGCCCGAAGGCCUUCUCGGAGGGCUUACCAAGAGCCAGCGCUCUACCAACCAAGGUAUCGCCGUCGCCUCCUACAACUUGGGCUGCUUUCUCGGCGCCAUUAUCACCAUCUUCAUCGGAAACCCUCUCGGUCGUAAGCGCAUGAUCAUCCUCGGUACCGCCAUCAUGGUUAUCGGUGCUGUUCUCCAGGCUUCCGCUUUCUCCAUUGAGCACCUCAUCAUCGGACGUAUUAUCACUGGCCUCGGAAACGGCGGCAACACAUCAACGGUACCUACCUGGCAGUCAGAGACGUGCAGCUCACACAAGCGCGGCAAGCUUGUCAUGAUUGAGGGUGCCCUCAUCAGCGGUGGCAUCAUGAUUUCCUACUGGAUUGAUCUCGGCAUGUCUUUCGCCCCCGGAUCUGUCUCCUGGCGUUUCCCUCUGGCCCUGCAGAUCCUCUUCUGUGUCUUCAUUUUGGCCUUUGUCUGGAACCUGCCCGAGUCUCCUCGCUGGCUCAUUCUCAAGGGCCGUGACCAGGAGGCUAAGGAGGUCAUUGCUGCCAUCGCCAACCUCCCCGAAGAUGACGAAUACUGCAAGAACGAAUACGUUGUCAUGAAGAAGACCGUCGAGGAGAUGUCCAAGGGCACUUUCAAGGAUCUCUUCACCAUGGACAAGAACCGCAACUUCCACCGCACCUGCAUCGCUUACGUCAACCAGAUGUUCCAGCAGAUCUGCGGUAUCAACCUCAUCACCUACUACGCCGCCGUCAUCUACUCUGGCCUGGGAAUGUCUCGCUUCAUGGCCCACUUGCUGGCUGCUCUUAACGGCACCGAGUACUUCAUUGCUUCUUGGCCCGCCGUCUUUCUGGUUGAGCGCGUCGGCCGCCGCAAGCUUAUGCUUUUCGGCGCUAUCGGUCAGGCCAUCACCAUGGCCAUCCUCGCCGGUGUCAACUCCCAGAAGACUUAUGCCUGCCAGAUUACUGGCAUUGUGUUCCUCUUCGUCUUCAACACUUUCUUCGCUGUCGGAUGGCUUGGCAUGACUUGGCUCUACCCCGCCGAGAUCGUCCCCCUACGUAUCCGCGCCCCCGCCAACGCGCUUUCUACAUCUGCCAACUGGAUCUUCAACUUCAUGGUUGUCAUGAUCACUCCCGUCGCCUUCGACUCCAUCAAGCAUCACACCUAUACCAUCUUCGCUAUCAUCAACGCCAUCAUCGUCCCCGUCACCUACUUCUUCUUCCCUGAGACCGCCUACCGCUCUCUGGAGGAGAUGGACUCUAUCUUCUCCAAGGCCUCUUCCGGUUUCAAGGGCGCCUUCGACGUCGUCAACGUCGCCCGCAAGGAGCCCCACCGCUACGGCAAGAACGGCGAGCUUCUCAUCCAAUACGACGAUAAGGAGACUGGUCACGCCACUACCCGCGAGAACCGCCGCGAGAACAGCACCAGCAGCAGUGAGAACAACGGCCUGUGGGCCCGCCAGGACGAGGAGACACAGAACGUCGAGAAGUCCUGAAAGGUUGAAUCCUCAGGUGGUAUUCGAGUGGUUCGCCCCCUGGUUGGGAGAUUGACAGGCCGCAUUGGGUUUCAAAGCGACUCAUUGCGCUACGAAUUAUGUCCUCGCCGCAUAGGUUCCGGCUUUCUCAAAUGGGCACGGAAUGACUUCCAGUGCCAUUAAUUUCUUUUCUCUUGUGAGGCCUGAAGGCCUCUAAUCCUGUUAAGAGAUACCACUAGAUCGUCUUGAUUGCCAGGAGAUUCUGACCUCGAACAGGCGCUUGGAUUUCCCUGAUUCAGAGCAGCUAAGGAGGCAAUAUUGGGUUUUAGACCUUUUCUCUCCGUGAAUUUACCAAG